UAAAGGAAGGCAGCCUGAGUCAGAGCUCUUGAACAGCUUCAGUCUGUACCUUCCCACAGUUCUCACUACCAGCAUGUAAGCAUGCCAGCUCAGAAGACCAGACCCAGCAACCCAGCUACUGACAAACAAUAAUUAGAACAAUAAAAAAAAAGCAGUACUAAAAAGUGAAGCCUACCCACAGAUCUCGAAAGCAGCAACAAGAAAGAAAAAAGGUGACAUUAUACAAGACAGAAACCCCCCUGUGCUUCCCUGUUUACCAAACUACAGUCAUGACAUCCGUUCUGGGGAACAACAGAGCUUCUGGAGGUCCAGGUAGUCAACUCAAAUGCAAGUCCAAGAGGAGGAGGAGGAGGAGAUCAAAGAGGAAAGAAAAAGUAAGCAUAUUGUCAACCUUCAUCACACCCUUCAAGUAUUUAAGUCCUGGUGCAAGCAAUAUGGAAGACGAAGACAACUUAAGUACCAGCAGUGCAGAAGUAAAAGAAAACCGAAAUGUUGGCAACCUGGAGGAUCAUCCCAUAGCCUCCAGUGAGAGAUCAAGAGUGGGUACAUCAAGCAGUAAGAGGAAAAGGCCCUUGGAGGAAGGCAACAAUGGCCAUUUCUGCAAACUACAACUCAUCUGGAAGAAAGUCUCAUGGUCAGUGACACCAAAGAAUGCCCUGGUCCAGCUACAUGAACUUAAACCAGGGUUGCAAUAUAAAAUGGUUUCCCAGACAGGCCCCGUGCAUGCUCCAGUCUUUGCUGUUGCUGUAGAAGUAAAUGGACUUACAUUUGAAGGCACAGGACCCACAAAAAAGAAAGCCAAAAUGCGGGCUGCAGAACUAGCUCUGAAGUCUUUUGUUCAGUUCCCAAAUGCAUGUCAAGCUCACUUUGCCAUGGGGAACUGCAUUAACCCAUCCACAGACUUUACAUCUGACCAGGCAGACUUUCCAGAUACUCUGUUCAAGGAGUUUGAACCACCUACACACAGCGAGGACUUCUCGGUCUAUAACCCCGUUAAUAAUGAAUUGCUUUCCACUGCUUAUCGACACGGGAGGUUACUCUGCCACACGUUGGACUUAAUGGGCCACGCUAAGCAAAACAAGCACAAGAUGGCAUCCAAAGCUGAGAGCGAAAAGAACCCAGUGGUGUUGCUAAAUGAGCUGCGCUCGGGACUGAGGUACGUCUGCCUUUCGGAGACUGUGGAGAAGCAGCAUAUCAAGAGUUUUGUGAUGGCAGUGAGAGUGGAUGGGAGAACAUUUGAAGGCUCAGGACGUAGCAAGAAGCUGGCAAAGGGCCAAGCAGCGCAGGCUGCACUCCAGGCCCUCUUUAACAUUCGGCUGCCCAGCCACAUUCCCAGCAGGAGUAAAUGUAACCAUUUGCCACAGGAUUUUGCCGAUUCCAUUUAUCAAAUGGUUACACAGAAGUUCCAAGAGGUGACAGAUAAUUUCACGUCCAUGCAUGCACGCCACAAAACUCUUGCAGGAAUUGUGAUGACCAGAGGCUUGGACAGCAGGCAAGCUCAGGUGAUCGUGCUGUCAUCAGGUACCAAAUGCAUAAAUGGAGAAUACAUUAAUGAUCAAGGGCUGGUGGUGAACGACUGCCAUGCAGAAAUUGUGGCAAGGAGAGCAUUUGUUCAUUUCCUUUAUUCACAGCUGGAGCUGCACUUAAGCAAACGGCGAGAGGACUGGGAGCGAUCAAUCUUCGUGCGAUUAAAAGAAGGAGGCUACAGGCUGAAAGAGAACAUUCUGUUCCAUCUGUAUGUGAGCACUUCACCCUGCGGAGAUGCACGCCUCAACUCUCCCUAUGAAAUCACAACUGACUUGAACAGUAGCAAGCACAUAGUAAGAAAGUACCGUGGACAUCUGCGAACAAAAAUUGAGUCUGGAGAAGGAACCAUCCCAGUCCGACGCCAUAAUGCAGUUCAGACAUGGGAUGGUGUGUUGCUGGGAGAACAGCUAAUCACAAUGUCUUGCACAGACAAAAUUGCCAGAUGGAACAUUCUUGGAUUGCAAGGUGCUCUCCUCAGUUACUUCAUCGAGCCCACGUACUUGCACAGCAUUAUUGUGGGAAGCCUUUAUCACACUGGUCACCUUUCCAGGGUAAUGAGCCAUAGAAUAGAAAGCAUUGGUCAGCUGCCAGCUUCAUACCGGCGUAAUCACCUGCUCCUCAGUGGAGUGAGUAAUGCUGAGGUGCGACAGCCAGGAAAAUCUCCCAGCUUCAGUGUGAACUGGAUAGUGGGUAACACGGACCUCGAGGUUAUUAAUGCCACAACAGGAAAAAGGAACUGUGGGAGUUCCUCACGGCUCUGCAAACGCAUGUUUUAUGCUCGGUGGUCAAAGCUUUAUGGAAAGCUGAGCACACGAGUCCCAAGCCAUGGAGACAUGCCAUCAGUGUACAGUGAAGCAAAGCUGGUGCCUCAAACGUACCAGGCUGUCAAGCAGCAGCUGUUUAAAGCAUUUCAGAAAGCAGGUCUGGGCACCUGGGUGAAGAAGCCCCCAGAGCAAGAUCAGUUUCUACUAACUCUAUAAAUCAUUCGACACCUUUGCUACGUGACCAGAGCAGAUCGGCUGGAGAGAAGCAUAGGCAGGAUGCGUGAGCUGACAGAAUUGAUGCAGUUCAAUAUUUAAUAAAAACCUUCAUGAGAAUAUUUUCUUUUGAUUCUGUAUUGGAAAUACAUAAAUAUCGGAUGUGUUUGAUUAAUGCACUAAACUUGACUUUAGGAAACUGCUUUUUCAUCCUGAUCCCCUGCACAACAUGCACAAGGAUGUUCAUGCCCAGACUAUUAAAUGAUCCUCACAAAGAUGCUGCUGUUCAUUGUUUAUAGCACAUGUGACUAUUAGUUAUCCAGGAAGCAUCUGCAUUUCAGACAUUAGCAGGCCAUGCACCCAACUCAAAAUUGAGUCGAUUUUCCCUCACAAAUCACAGAAUGAUGGAAAACAUUUUAGUAAGUGAACACAUGAACGAGCCUUCAGACCCACCGCGCGACAGGGGCUUUCAGGGCAAGCAUAUUCAUCCACAAAGAGAAGAGGUAUAGCCUCUAAGCCAAAAUCAUUGUAAACAUCGGCUGCUUUGAUUCACAGCGUGUAUUUUAGUCUACAAAGAUACAAACAAAAUUUUAACUGUCCUUCCAGGUUUAGAUUGAACCACAGUGCUGGGGGCUUAAGAUUUCCUGUUCUCUUCUCCUGGCUCACACUGACUCCUCCUGUAACGUCGGGUGUCACUUAGUACUAAAUUUUCAAUUGUGUCCUGGGGUGGCUUAUCUUUCUGGAUGCCCCAAACCGGAUCCAUUUUUCAGAGAUACUGAAUACUGCAAUCCUAAGGGAAGUCACUGGGAGCUGAUAGUGCUCAGCACUUCUGAAAAAUCAAGACUUUGGUGUUGGGUACCCACAAACUAAGAUGCCCCAAAUUAGUGACCAAUUCUGAUAUUUGGCCCAUACCCUCUCUACCUCUAUUUCUCCAUUUAGCAAAUGUGGAUAAUAAUACUUACCUGUAUCACAAGGAGCUUGUAAGGGAUA
Molecule: messenger RNA, 3494 nt
Organism: Alligator sinensis (Chinese alligator)
Lineage: Eukaryota; Metazoa; Chordata; Crocodylia; Alligatoridae
Gene: ADARB2
Product: adenosine deaminase, RNA specific B2 (inactive)
Exons: 10
Coding region: 270-2507 (745 amino acids)
Biological process (GO): adenosine to inosine editing; RNA processing
Cellular component (GO): nucleolus; cytoplasm
Molecular function (GO): double-stranded RNA binding; double-stranded RNA adenosine deaminase activity; tRNA-specific adenosine deaminase activity
Source: RefSeq, a predicted model, not a curated record